Messenger RNA from Phyllostomus hastatus (greater spear-nosed bat), 1888 nucleotides. RefSeq names its product F-box protein 24 (gene FBXO24). The record is from RefSeq and is a predicted model, not a curated record. The annotation marks the transcript as partial. NCBI's taxonomy places the organism in Eukaryota, Metazoa, Chordata, Mammalia, Chiroptera, Phyllostomidae. The transcript is spliced from 10 exons. Gene Ontology annotation, molecular function: protein binding.
GCUCAACUUUUGGAGGGAGGGUUCCAGGAGCCCGCGAAAACUUCAAGAGCUGCCACCCGGCCUACCAGCCCAGCCAGAGGAGCGCGCCGGGUGAAGCGGAGCUGCCCUUCAUGUGGCCCAGAGCCUGGGGGUGAAGAGAAGAAGGGGAGAGGGAACCCUAUUUCUGUUCAGUUGUUCCCCCCAGAGCUGGUGGAACACAUCAUCUCAUUUCUUCCAGUAAGAGAUGUAGUUGCCCUAGGCCAGACCUGCCACUACUUCCACGAAGUGUGCGAUGCUGAGGGCGUGUGGAGACGCAUCUGUCGCAGGCUCAGUCCUCGCCUACGAGAGCAGGGUUCUGGGGUCCGGCCCUGGAAGAGAGCUGCCAUUCUUAACUACACGAAAGGCCUGUAUUUCCAGGCAUUUGGGGGCCGACGCCGCUGUCUCAAUAAGAGCGUAGCCCCUCUGCUAGCCCAUGGCUACCGCCGCUUCUUGCCCACCAAGGACCACGUCUUCAUCCUUGACUAUGCGGGGACUCUCUUCUUCCUCAAAAAUGCCCUGGUCUCCUCCACCCUUGGCCAGAUCCAGUGGAAGCGUGCCUGCCGCUAUGUUGUGCUGUGUCGAGGAGCCAAGGACUUUGCCUCAGACCCAAGAUGUGAUACAGUUUACCGCAAAUACCUCUAUGUACUGGCUACUCGGGAGCAGCUGGAAGUGGUCGGCUCGACUGGCAGCCAGGCCUGUGACUGUGUCGAGGUCUACCUGCAGUCCAGCGGGCAGCGGGUCUUCAAGAUGACCUUCCACCACUCCAUGAGCUUUAAACAGAUUGUGCUGGUUGGUCAGGAGACUCAGCGGGCUCUGCUGCUCCUCACAGAGGAAGGAAAGAUCUACUCUUUGGUAGUGAAUGAAACCCAGCUGGACCAACCACGCUCCUACACAGUACAGCUGGCCCUGAGGAAGGUGUCCCGUUGCCUGCCUCACCUGCGUGUGACCUGCAUGGCUUCCAACCAGAGCAGUACUCUUUACAUUACUGACCAGGGGGGAGUAUAUUUUGAGGUGCAUACCCCAGGGGUGUAUCGUGAUCUCUUUGGGACUCUUCAAGCCUUUGACCCCCUGGACCAGCAGAUGCCACUUGCGCUCUCAUUGCCUGCCAAGGUCCUAUUCUGUGCUCUCGGCUACAAUCACCUUGGUUUGGUGGAUGAAUUUGGCCGAAUCUUUAUGCAGGGAAAUAACAGAUAUGGGCAGCUGGGCACGGGGGACAAAAUGGACCGAGGAGAACCCACACAGGUGCUUUAUCUGCAACACCCCAUUGCCCUGUGGUGUGGCCUCAACCACUCCCUGGUGCUGAGCCAGGGCUUGGACUUCAGCAAGGAGCUGCUGGGCUGUGGCUGUGGGGCUGGAGGCCGCCUCCCCGGAUGGCCUAAGGGGAGUGCCUCCUUCGUCAAACUCCAUGUGAAGGUCCCUUUGUGUGCCUGCUCCCUUUGCUCUACCAGAGAGUGUCUCUACAUGCUGUCCAGCCACGACAUUGAGCACCAUCCUGCCUACCGAGACCUGCCAGCCAGCAAAGUGGUGGGGACCCCUGAGCCCAACCCACGGGCCGGAGUACUCCAGGACCCUGGGGGGACAGCCUGGGCCUGUAAGGAGUACCUCAACCAGAUCCACAGUUGUUCCACAUUGCAGGACCGCAUGGCAAAGAUGAAGCAGAUCGUGGGCUGGAUGCCUUUGAUGGCUGCACAGAAGGAUUUCUUUUGGGAAGCCCUGGACUUGCUACAGAAGGCUGCUGGAGGGGUUGGCCAAGGCCCCCCCAACCCCUGAGAGUUGAGCACUCCUCCUAGUCUCUCCCCUGGAGGGAGAGGCUGGCUCUGGGCCAAAGGCUUAGGAGCGAUGGAGUGGUAGCAAGGAGCACUGUGCCUGG